AUGCCAUCCAAAAAGAACCCACCACGAUCAUCCAAUGAAAACACUGAUGAAUCGGGAGAGACUUCAGAUGAGUCCUCUGCAAAAUCCAACUUCUCAACAACAAACUCUCUACGCCAAUCAACCUGCUCUCAACAACCGUCAAAAGGUACAUUGGCUGCCAAUUCUGAUUCAUCUCAAACUUCAAAACACACCCCAAAAAAGCGUAAGAACAACUCAAAUCCCAAGGUUAAGAAAAAGCGUAAAACCAAGAAAGAUUUGCUUGCUGAGGCAGCAAUAUUGACCUCACUUACAACCUCAGCAAACAUACUUCAAACACACCAUGUUGAUCUUGAGCAAAACUCUGAUAGAGAGAAUGUAAAAGUGAAGCCUCGAAAGGCAGUAUCAAGUUAUGCAAAUGCCAGAGAUUGGUAUGGUACACCUAUACGAGGUGGAAAGGAUGUGAGUCAAUAG
Molecule: messenger RNA, 450 nt
Organism: Melampsora larici-populina 98AG31
Lineage: Eukaryota; Fungi; Basidiomycota; Pucciniomycetes; Pucciniales; Melampsoraceae
Exons: 2
Coding region: 1-450 (149 amino acids)
Source: RefSeq, a predicted model, not a curated record